Molecule: messenger RNA, 1356 nt
Organism: Paramacrobiotus metropolitanus
Lineage: Eukaryota; Metazoa; Tardigrada; Eutardigrada; Parachela; Macrobiotidae
Product: CBY1-interacting BAR domain-containing protein 2-like
Exons: 2
Coding region: 145-969 (274 amino acids)
Biological process (GO): cilium assembly
Cellular component (GO): ciliary transition zone; ciliary basal body
Source: RefSeq, a predicted model, not a curated record
AUAUGGGAACUGUAUGACCGCACACCUGCUUGUAUCGACAUUUUCAAUUAUAAUGAUUACUAAAACUUCCGUACCUCGUAAUAAAUAUGUUCUGAUAUUGGUGCUUUGUUGAUAAUGAUGGGAUGAAGGAAACCUUUUUCGAAAAUGGCGAUUAUUUUUGGAGCAGCGAGCAGCAAUGUGUCCGGCCAAAAUGGUGCUGUCACUCCGGUUGAUUAUCAAUGCAGGAUUAUGCUCGGUCGGGCCACCAAUGUCAACAAGCAUUUUUCGCUCAUUUUUCAAACGCUGUCAGCAUACGCUAGGAAGAUGGCCGCCGCACGCGACAAAGGCGACGAUCUCGUGGAUAUUCUGACCUCGUAUGCCGAAAGCGAAUCCUACAACCCAUCCGCCCGUCAACAACUCCUCGAGUUCACCCACUGGAUGGCGUUGAUUCAAGACUUCCGGCAUAUCUCCGCCACGCGCAUUAUGAGCAAAAUUAUUCCGCCCUUUCACAAGUAUGAAGACUCGACCAAAGCGCUCAAACAGGAAGUGAAAAAAUGCCAAGCCGUCAGCGAAAAGAGCAAGCAUUCGCUGGACACUUUGGAGAAAAUUCGUGCCAAGAGUGGCGAAACGUCGUCAUUGUAUCAUGCCACACUGGACAACUACCGGCAAAAUCACACGGAAACCAUGCACCAACUGCAGCUGCUGCGCUUGCAUGGGAAGGAUUUUGAAGAAAAUAAACUGCACGAUUUAAAAGCUAUUCUGCAUAAUUUUGUCGUGUCCGAGAUGAUUUUCCACUGUCGUGCACUGGAAACGUACACGGCAGCCGCACGUUGCUUACAGAAAUGGAACACGGAGGAGGAUUUGAAAGAAUUCCUGACAGCCUGCGACGCGAUGAAUAGUAAUGAAAAUACUGACGUCGUUAGAACAGAAUUGCCCCGAUGGUGGUGGCACCAUCAGGGAUGCGCAACAGUAUUUCGCAACCGGCGCUGACCGGGAAUGAAACCACAGCGGAAACGAAUGCGCCAGCGCCGGUUGAUCGGCAACACCUGUUCCGUGCGCAAUCGGCCAUUGUGCAACGACAAACCGCUCGACCGGUACCGACACCGGCCUACCGGAAUGCCCGCCAAAUGGAGGAUUCUGAAAGUGACUGAGUUGACAUAGAGCUGAAUCGGUGAUUGUUGAUCAUUGUCGGCAUUAUGGUUAAUAUAAAUCACCACAUUAGUGUUUUUGUUCAAGCAAUGCACUCACUGCAUGAAUAACUGGUAAAACAUAAACAAUAAAAAUUAAAAGAAUUAAACAUGCAUUUAAAGCAGUGUGUUACUAAACUAAUACCGUCAACAAGGAAAUAAAUUCCCGUCAGAUCCACCAAUGUCAGAA